Messenger RNA from Postia placenta MAD-698-R-SB12, 165 nucleotides. RefSeq lists its product as hypothetical. Lineage: Eukaryota; Fungi; Basidiomycota; Agaricomycetes; Polyporales; Adustoporiaceae. The transcript is spliced from 2 exons. The record is from RefSeq and is a predicted model, not a curated record. The annotation marks the transcript as partial.
GGACAAGAGGUCAAAACUGAGGUCCCUAGGGCAGCAGAGGCCGGCUUAUAUACAGGGGAAGAUAAGGGCAGGCUGUGUGCGCUGGUCCGUGCGCAGCUGGUCCGUGCGCAGCAUGCCGACGCGGCCCCGAGGGCCGUAGAUAACGACAUGUCCGUAUCAGGCAGG